AUGAUUUCAAUAAUUUAUCUUUUUUUUCUUGUAUCAUCUGUUAAAACAUCUGAUUAUUCAUUAAUAAUUAAUGAAAAAUCUUCAAUUGAUAAACCUAUUUUUACUUUUCCAUAUUCAUAUGAAUUAAUAAAUAAUUUUCAAUCAAAUUUUAAUUUAACAAAUAAUAAUACAAAAUUAAUUUUAACAAAAAUUAUUGAUCGUGAUUAUUGGUGUAUAGAAAAUAUUUGUUCAUGUGAUUAUUGUUCAUUUAUACUUGAAUUAUUUUCAAAUUAUAAUCAAAUACCAAAAUUUUCAACAAUUAAUAUAACAAUAAAUGAUAUUAAUGAUCAUACAUGUCAAUUUUUUGAUAUACAAACAAAUAUUUUAUUAUCAGAAUCAAUUCAAAUAGGUCAUCGAUUUCCUAUAACACGUGCUAUUGAUUAUGAUUCAGGAAUUAAUGGAAAAUUAUCAUUUAAACUUCUUAAUAAUGAAGAUUAUUUUCAAUUAGAUAUAAUACCAUUAUCAAUGAAUGAAUAUGCUAUUUAUGGUAUUGUUAAACAAUUACUUGAUAGAGAAAUAAAUGAAAAAUAUGAAUUAAUUAUCGAAGGACGUGAUCAUGGACUUUCACAAGCAAAAAUUAAUCGUACAAAAAUUGCAAUUGAAAUUUUAGAUGAAAAUGAUAAUGCACCAAAAUUUAGUCAAAUUGAAUAUUCAAUUCAUAGACCCAUUCUAAGCUCGUCCUAUUAUCAGUUUUCAUUUGAUUGUAUUAUUUAUUGA
This is a messenger RNA of Rotaria sordida, 756 nucleotides long. The record is from the annotation of a GenBank genome assembly. Lineage: Eukaryota; Metazoa; Rotifera; Eurotatoria; Philodinida; Philodinidae.